This is a messenger RNA of Bacillus rossius redtenbacheri, 1435 nucleotides long. Its product is annotated as sin3 histone deacetylase corepressor complex component SDS3. The record is from RefSeq and is a predicted model, not a curated record. The coding region runs from base 250 to 1326 and encodes 358 amino acids. Gene Ontology annotation, cellular component: Sin3-type complex. Gene Ontology annotation, biological process: negative regulation of transcription by RNA polymerase II. NCBI's taxonomy places the organism in Eukaryota, Metazoa, Arthropoda, Insecta, Phasmatodea, Bacillidae. Gene Ontology annotation, molecular function: histone deacetylase binding. The transcript is spliced from 8 exons.
GGGUGGAAUAUUGUAUUCUAUGGUUUAAACAAUAAAAAAUAAAUAUUGAAUAUUAAAAACAAACACAAUGAUUGUAAAAAACAAGUAUGGGUUGGUUUCUUGUUGGUGUUGAAUAAUUGUCCUAAAGAAUUUUUAUAUCUUUUGACAAAGUCUGAUUGUUUUUUUAUCUUCAUGUGUGUGUAUAUACGUGAAAGGGAAAUCGUUUCAAGUGCUGCUGUAGUUUAUUUUUGUUUUUGAAAUCUAAUUUGAAUGAGUUCUCAUCGAUGGAUGUCUUCAAAGUCUGCUGGCUAUUACAGCAGCAAGAGUGCCCAUUUGGAUAAAAAUCCUGGGACAAGUUCAUCAGCAAUUAAGUCCAAUAAUACUCCCCUGCCCGGCGAAUCUUCGUUUUCCUCUAGUUUUAUGUGCGACGAGUAUGAUUUUGAAGAUGAUCAUGAUGACGAAAUUGAUGACGGAGAGAACGAAGAACGUGAAGAAAGUGAUGAGGACACGGAAGAAGCCAGUGAGACAGACAUGGGAAAGAAUGAAGAAUUCACUGAAAUCAAGGAACAGAUGUACAAGAACAAGUUGUCCAGUCUGAAGAAGCAGCUGCAGCAGCUGAAAGACGGCACACACCCAGAGUACAACCGCAAGUUGAAGAGGCUGGACAUGGCUUUAAAGGAGAGGUUACGACUGAACACAAUUUCUAGGGACUACAUGGUAGAAUGCGUGGAGCGAGAGUAUGUGAUUGAGCAGAAAGCCAUAGCGAAGAAGUUCGAAGAGGACAAGGUAGAACUGCGGGAGACCCUGAUCGCAGACUUGGAGGAAAAGCGCAAGAUCAUUGAGGCCGACCGCCACACCAUGGAGCUGACCGGGGACUCCAUGGAGGUGAAGCCGGCGAUGACCCGCAAGCUGAGGCGCCGCCCCAACGACCCGGUCCCCAUCCCGGAGAAGAGGCGCAAGCUGCCGCCCGCCCAGCUCAACUACCUGCUCGAUGAGAAGGAGAUCGAGAACGACCUGAAGAUCAUCAGCCGGGGGAAGACCGUUGGCCCCGUGAGGAAGCCUGCUCUGAUCCCAGCCGCGGGUGUCUCCACCACAUCAUCACAGGCGGAGAACCCCCUGCCGGACAUCAGGGUCGAAGAUGGCAAGCUCCUGUUCGAGAAAAGAUGGUUUCACCGAGGACAGCCUGUGUACGUCGAAGGAAAGGAUUAUCCACGGUUCCCUGGGAUCAUAUCUGCUAUUGGAAUGGAAGUGAUAUGGGUGAAAAAGAUUGUGGACGGCAGUAAGGUUCGCAUAUACAUGUCCCAGCUUAUGAGGGGAAAAAUGUCAAUAAAAAGGCGAGCAUCGUGAUUGAAUUUUUUUUUUGUAAAAAUCAAGUGUAAAUUGUCAUGUUUUAUUUUUGUCAUAUUUUUAUACUGAAUGUUGUACAGUAAAUUAUUAAAGCUUAUGCUUGUAGAAA